Messenger RNA from Durio zibethinus, 4000 nucleotides. The record is from RefSeq and is a predicted model, not a curated record. NCBI's taxonomy places the organism in Eukaryota, Viridiplantae, Streptophyta, Magnoliopsida, Malvales, Malvaceae.
GUCGUUUUUAGUCUGAAAACCCCAGCGCAAAAAUGACUCCUAUUCCUACAUUCAAUUACCAACUGGUUUUCAAGCAAUGAAGCCAUUGACAAAUGAGAGCAAGAUCAUCAAGCUUCACCCUUCUCUUCAGCAACAUCCUCCAAACUCUCUCCAUUUCCAGCCCCAACAAGCCACAUCUCAAAAAGGUAACAUUUUUACUUUCUCCUCUCUCUACAAAGCACAACUUUACUUCUGUUUCUGAUCAAAUAAAAGAAACCCAGAUUAAUUCAUCUUCCAUUGACUCUUCUGGUAUUGCAAGAUCUAUAAUUUUGAGGUGUCCACAGCUUUCUGCCAAGAAAGGUAGGACUUUUAGGAAUGCUUCUCUUAAAGAACUUAUGUUGGACAUAUCUGAUGUAAUACCAGAAACUGCAAGAAAAUUUAGGAGAGUUUCUGUGUUGAAAGCCGAAGAUGUGCUUGAAAUAUUGCUGGGUUUUGAGUUUGAGAGUGGGAAGUGUUCAUUUGGGGUUAGAAAGGUGGGCGCUCUAUGGGAAAUUUUCAAGUGGGCUAGUGAAAAAGUUAAGGGUUUUAAGCAUCUUCCAAGGUCAUGUGAAGUUAUGGCGUCGAUGCUUAUUGAAGAAAGAAUGUUUAAAGAAGCUGAAUUGUUGGUUUUGGAGGUGGAGAGGGAAGGAAUUUUAGUAGAUAUUCAUGGAAUUUUCUGUAGUUUAAUCGAAGGUUAUGUUGGUGUUAGUGAUCUAGAAAGUGCCAUUUCGGUUUUUGAUAAAAUGAGAAAGCAAGGAUUAGUCCCAUCAUUGUCAUGUUAUCGUGCUUUUAUUGACAUUUUAAUUGCAAGGAAGAGAACUCAAUUAGCAUUCCGGGUUUACUUGGACAUGGUGGAAAUGGAUGUUUGUUUGAGUGAUGAGGAGAUGCCUGUUUUUGAGAAUGUUAUUAGAUUACUUUGUGAGGAUGGGAGGAUUCAGGAAGCCAGAUAUCUAUUGAAGAAGAUUUUGUUGGGAUUUAAACCUAGCAGUUUAGUUAUUAAUGAGAUUGCGUGUGCAUAUUGUGAGAAGAAAGAUUUUGAAGAUUUGCUGAGGUUUUUGGUUGAAUGGAAGCGGUUUCCUGAUGUUAUUGUUGGAAAUAAGAUAAUACAUACUCUUUGCGGCAAUUUUGGUGUAGAAAGAGGAGAUUUAUUCCUGCAGGAACUGGAACUUUUGGGUUUCAGGCCUAAUGAAAUAACCUUUGGGAUCUUGAUUGGUUGGAGUUGCUAUGAAGGGGAUUUGCGAAGUGCCUUUGUUUAUCUGUCUCAGAUUUUGUCAAGAGGCUUUAAACCUGAUUUAUGGUCCUACAAUUCUCUUAUCAGUGGGGUGUUUAAAGAGGGCAUGUGGAAGCACGCCAAAGAUAUUCUCGAAGAAAUGGUGGAUGGCAGCACAUGUCCAAAUUUAUAUACUUAUAAAGUACUUUUAGCCGGGUAUUGUAAAGCAAGAAGAUUUGAUGAAGCCAAAAAGAUAGUUAGCCAGAUGGUGAACGAUGGUUUAAUUGAACUUUCUUCCUUGGAGGAUCCACUUUCCAAAGCAUUUGUAGUGUUGGGACUUGAUCCAUUAGCUAUAAGGUUGAGAAGGGAUAAUGAUGUGGGAUUCUCCAUGGCCGAAUUCUUUGAUGAUCUUGGAAACGGACUUUAUUUGGAUACAGACUUGGAUGAAUAUGAGAAAAAAGUAAGCAAGGUUCUUGAGGAUUCUACAAUGCCUGAUUUUAAUUCUCUUAUAAUGAAUGAAUAUAGUUCUGGCAAUUUCAAAAAUGCUUUUAGACUUGUAGAUGAAAUGAUUCUAUGGGGACAAGAAAUGUCUAUUUCUGUCCUUUCAGCCUCUUUGAAGGGGCUUGGUACAUCUCUUUCUCAUAGCAAGGCAGUUGUCUGUCUUUUCGAAAAAAUGCCCAAGUUGGUUAAUCAGUUAGACCAAGAGGUGUUAAAUAUGCUCAUCCAAGCAUUCUGCAAGACUGGGCUAGCUUACAAAGGGAUGAGUUUAUUUUUUCAAAUGCUCCAGAGGGGCUUAAUAGUCAACAGUGAGACUUACACUGCUGUAAUGAAGGGAUUAUGUAAGAGAGGAAUCUUGAGUGACCUUUAUGGUUGCUGGGAUGUUGCUCGAAUUAACAAAUGGUUACCAGCAUUGGAGGAUUGCAAUGCUCUUUUAAAAUGUCUUUGUCAUCAGGGCAUGCUGAAGGAGGCACUGGAACUUUUUGAUGGCAUGCUGGUCUCCAACCCUCAAAUGAAGCUGGAACUUUGUAAUAUAUUCCUGGAGAAUUUGUGCAUUUCUGGUUUUGUAAGCAUUGCGCAUGAGAUGGUAGAAGAACUUCUAAGUCGGGGUUGGAUUUUGGAUCGUGUGGCUUAUAGUCAUCUUGUAAGAGGGCUGUGUGCUGAGAAAAAAUUUUCAGGUGCAAUUAGAGUUUUGGACAGUAUGCUGGCUAAGGACUUGGUCCCGUGCUUGGAUGUUUCUUUGACAUUAAUUCCUCACUUGUGUAGGGCUGACAAAUUUGAAGCGGCUAUCACAUUGGGAAAGAUUAGUUUGGGAGAGCAAUCUGCAUUUUCUUCUGUCCAGAGGGCUUUACUUAAAGGAUUUUGUAUGAAAGGGAAGAUUGGAGAAGCAGGACAUCUGUUUCAAGAUAUAUCAAAGUGUCUGCUUCUUGAUGAUAAUAUUUAUAAUAUGCUGGUUCAAGGGUGUUGCCAGGCUAACAAUUUGAGGUUAUCCGAGGAGCUACUUGGUGUCAUGAUAAGGAAAAAUAUAUGCCUUUCAAUCCCCAGUUAUCGAAGUUGGGUGUGCAUGAUGUGUUCUGCUGGCAGGUAUCUCUCUGCAUUAAGCCUGAAGGAGUUUAUGCUAGGACAAAGCCAAUCGGACAGCCUUCUCAUUUAUAAUAUUCUUUUAUUCUAUCUUCUGUCAGCUGGAAAUAUUUUGGCUGUGAAUAAGGUUUUAAAUGAAUUGCAAUGGAAGGGAUUGCGACCUAAUGAAGCUACUUAUGACUUUCUUGUGUAUGGAUUUUCCAAGUGCAAAGAGGUGUUGAGUGCUGUGCACUAUUUGUUUACUAUGAUUUGCAAGGGACUAAGACCAAGCAGUCGCAGCUUGAGAAUAGUAAUAAGUCACCUGUGUGAUCUUGGGGAUCUUGAAAAAGCCUUGGAGUUGAGUCGAGAAAUGGAAUCGAGAGGCUGGAUUCAUGGUUCAGUUGUUCAACACAGAAUUGUUGGUGAUCUCUUGUCUCAUGGUAAACCUAAAGAGGCGGAAAGUUUUCUGGAAAGGAUGGUAGAUAAAGGUCUUAUACCAAAUACAAUCAAUUAUGAUAAUCUCAUUAAGCAGUUUUGUUUUUAUGGCAGGCUGAACAAGGCAGUUGAUCUUCUGAACAUAAUGUUGAAGAGGGGAAAUCUUCCCGAUUCCACCAGUUAUGAUUCUGUUAUCCAUGUUUUUUGUGCAUGCAACAAAUUGAACCGAGCUAUGGACUUCCAUAAUGAGAUGCUGGAUUGGGAUCUUAAGCCAAGUAUUAACACAUGGGACAUGCUUGUCUGUAAAAUUUCCCAAGACGGACGUACUGCAGAAGCAGAAAGGCUUCUGAUAUCUAUGGUUCAGUUAGGCCAAACUCCAACCAAAGAGAUGUACACCUCUGUAAUUGAUAGGUAUCGCUCCGAAAACAAUCUCAAGAAAGCAUCAGAGCUAAUGCAAAUGAUGCAACAAAGCGGCUAUCAGCCAGACUUUGACUCACACUGGUCUCUUAUAAGCAAUUUAAGCAAUUCCAGGGACAAUAACAACAGCAGCCAGGGUUUUCUAUCAAGGCUUCUCUCUGGAAGUGGAUUUACAUGGAAGAAUCGUUUCAAAACCGGACAACAAUAAGGCCGCAAAAUAAAAAUUGCUUUUGUAAAUUAACAAAUCGAUCGUUUUGUACCAAUGUAAAUGAAAGGUUUGUACCUUUGCUUACACAGUAGUUCCUGGUUUGGUUAUUUUAAACUUACUUAUAUAUAACACCUUGAAGUUUUGAAGUACCCAAA